AAAGAGGGAAACGAAAGGUUUGGUGCCGGCCUUUAUAAACCACAUCGAACAAUGCCGAUUCAUUCGCCCUGCUGCUCUGCGGACGCAAAGACGCCGUCGUGUCAAGGUGUUCCAAGGAAAUGGAGCUGCAUCCAGACGCCCCGUCGGCGCCGGUGCCAUCAGGGAGGGACUGGUCGGAGCUGCCUCUCGAUGUGCUUACUUCGGUCUUCGCGGGGCUCGGCGCCGUCGAGGUUCUCAUGGGCGCUGGCUUUGUGUGCCACUCAUGGCUAGAGGCGGCCAAGGCGCCUGGGCUCUGGCGCAAGGUGGACAUGGGGCGCGGGCCGCGGGACAAGGAGGUGGUGGAGAAGAAAGGAGGUAUUGAUUCAGACGACCCAAACCACUUGAGCAAGAGCGCACAGGUGAUGUGCGCAAUGGCGAAGGUGGCCGUGGACCGAUCCGACGGGAAGCUGCAAGUGUUUGUGGGGGCGAACUUUGUUACUGAUGAGAUCCUCAAUUACAUCGGGGCCAGGUACUCGCCCUUUUAAUACAGAUUUCCAGUGUUGAGACUUGUUUUGAACUGCGUACGUGACUCUUGCAGUACAGAACAACGAAUCGUACCUCACUCUUGCAAUAUCCUUUUCUUGUGUUUCACCCAUGGAUAUAGACAUAUAGUGCUGCUGUUUUUUACGGAAGUGUCUCUGUAUUUGUUUGUGGCCUUUUUA
This is a messenger RNA of Triticum aestivum (bread wheat), 701 nucleotides long. RefSeq names its product F-box protein SKIP19-like. Gene Ontology annotation, molecular function: protein binding. The transcript is spliced from 2 exons. The coding region runs from base 120 to 524 and encodes 134 amino acids. The record is from RefSeq and is a predicted model, not a curated record. Lineage: Eukaryota; Viridiplantae; Streptophyta; Magnoliopsida; Poales; Poaceae.